Molecule: messenger RNA, 1791 nt
Organism: Closterium sp. Yama58-4
Lineage: Eukaryota; Viridiplantae; Streptophyta; Zygnematophyceae; Desmidiales; Closteriaceae
Source: the annotation of a GenBank genome assembly
AUGCGUUGCUGCCUGCAAUCUGCCCCUCAUCAUGCGCGUGCUACUGCAGUGAGCUUUGUCAAGCCUGCCUCGCAUCAUACCUUGAACAGCAUGGGGUUUAGGGGUGAGUUGGAUUUCAGGGUCAAGUCAACUAGCCUUGUCUGUCUUCCUUUUCCGUGCAAUCACUCUUCGUUUCGCCCUCUCGUUGCUUUUCCUGCAUCCAGCUUCAUCCUGCUGCACCUGCCUUGUGCGUGCACAGUAGACUACAACAAGGCCAUCAAGGACUUCAUCCUGCACCUGCCUUGUGCAAGCGCAGUGGACUACAACAAGGCCCUUAAAGAGUGCGCCAGGCAGGGGAAGCUGCAGUUAGCCCUCACUCUCUUCCACGCUCUCAGAAGGGGAUGCAGAGCAGGAGGAAAUGGGGGUGGUGAUAGCAGCACCAGCAGCAGCAGCAGCAACAGCAGCAACAGCAGCAGUGGUGGCAGUGGCAGCAGCAGUAGCAGGGAGCCAGUUGGAGGAGAUCUGUUGCCACCACCUGGCGUUUCACCUGAGGUUCCACCUGAGCGGGGCGUGCUACCUGGAAUAGCACCUGGCGUGGCACCUGACAUGUUCACAUACCGCUCCAUGAUGGACGUGUGUGCAGCAUGCGGCGCCGGCAAUACAGCCGCUGAAAUCAUCCAGGUGAGUCAUUCAGGUGUUAGGUGCUACUUGCCCGCUGGUGCUCCUACACUCAGCGGCUCUGACAUGCUCGCUCGUCACACACCACUCCCUGAUGCUCCCGCUCUCUCGUGUUCCCCUUGCUCCUCACUCCCCUUCCGCCCCUCCAGGCAAUGGAGCAGAGCAGUAGGGCGGGGUUGCAUUGUACCCAACGCCUGCGUGGUGACUUUUGAGUCGACUCAAAAGUCACCCUCCAGGCAAUGGAGCAGAGCAGUAGGGCGGGGUUGCAUUGUACCCAACUCCUGCGUGGUCAACUGUGCACUCAACGCGUGUAUUCACACGUUCUCUCUUCUUCCCUCUCCUUCCCCUUGCACUUCCGCCCAUCCAGGCUAUGGUGGAGGAGGACGGGGUGGUGCCCAACACAACACCUAUGUGGCUAUGGUGGAGGAGGACGGGGUGGUACCCAACACCUACGUGGUCAACAGUGCACUCAAUGCAUGCAUCAGUGACUGGGAUGCCACGUGGUCGCUCUGGUUCCGCAUGGAGAGAGCUGGCAAUGAGCUGGCAUGGCAACGACAUUCUAACCUUGAUUCCAUUCUUCUCUCAUCCUUCCCCUCUCCCAUCCCCCCCAACCAGCGGCUCGGUGUAACCCCCGACGCCACAACAUUCAACACGCUGCUCAAAGCCUGCGCCGCCCACAGCCGCCCGGAUGCCGCCCAGCUGCUCGAGAACAGCAGCAGCAGCAGCCGCCGCACCAAGUACCUAGACGUGUACACAUACAGCACAGUGAUCCAGAUUCUGGCCCAAUCCGGCCGCUUCCAAGCCGCUUUCGCAGUAAAGUCCGACAUGGACCAAUCAGGCGUGCGCGCCAACGUGGUGACGUGGACGUCUCUGAUUGGUGCGUGCGCUCGCGCGGGGUUUGUGGACCACGCGUUUAGGGUUUUUGAGGAGAUGGUGGGGUCUGGGUGUGAGGCGACCACGGCGGUGUAUAACCUGAUGAUUGACAUGUGCGCCGAAGCUGGGCUGGAGGAUCGGGCGGUGGCGUUGCUUCGGGAGAUGCAGGCUGGGGGGAGGAGAGGCAGUCCCCAGCGCGCGCGGACGUUUGUGGGGGAGAUGAGAGCUGCGGGAUACAGCCGAACGAGCGCACGUGGGUAG